This is a messenger RNA of Helobdella robusta, 855 nucleotides long. RefSeq lists its product as hypothetical. Bases 1 to 855 code for a protein of 284 amino acids. Lineage: Eukaryota; Metazoa; Annelida; Clitellata; Rhynchobdellida; Glossiphoniidae. The record is from RefSeq and is a predicted model, not a curated record. The transcript has a single exon.
AUGAGCAACAAUAGCAAUAACAACAACAAUGAUAACAACGACAACAAUAAUAAUAAUAAUUACAACAACAUUUACAACAUUAAUAACAAAGUCGACAAUAGCAACUUAGCUAACAACCACAACAACAACAACAACAACAACUAUAUAAAUAGCAACAUCAAUUAUGACAACAUCUACGCUGACGACAUUAAUGACAACAACAACAACGUCAGCAACAACAACAACAAUAAUAAUAAUAACGACACCAACAACAAAGAUGAUGAUGACAACGACGACGAUGGCGACAACGCUGUAAUAGCAGAAUGCACCUAUGAAGGAUUGAGAACCGCCCUAUUUCUCCUCUCCAUAUUCUUCAUGUUUCUCUUCUAUCUCUUCUGCCAGCUGGGCGGCGGUCUUCAAUUCAUCAAAAAAAAAAUCAAAAGAAAAUUCGCCAAACCGACAAAAUCGAGUCGGAAUUCGACGUCGGUGAAGUCGAAUACUAUCAAUUACAUCCCUGCCAGCGACAAAAAGCAUAAACUAGAUAACAAUGAUAAUGAUGAAAAUAAAAAUGGCGACGAUGAUGAUGAUUCGAACGUGGAGACAUCGUUUAACUGUGCCAAAGCCUUACUGGAGAAGAAGAAAUGGAAGAAAAUAAAGAAGGAGGACAUUGUCAAUGGGAGAGUUGUGACAAGAAGCAAUCGCCACCACCAUCAUCAUCAGCAGCAGCAGCAACAUCAUCAUCAGCAACGGCGUUCCAUAUUCAGAGGUUAUAGUAGUAGUCGUAGUGGUGAUGGUAGUGGUAGCAAAGGGAUAUCUGCAGUCGUUAGACAGACUUCGAGGCCUUUUAUAUCGACUGCGGUUGGAAGAAAAUAUUGA